Messenger RNA from Dentiscutata erythropus, 294 nucleotides. The record is from the annotation of a GenBank genome assembly. Lineage: Eukaryota; Fungi; Glomeromycota; Glomeromycetes; Diversisporales; Gigasporaceae.
AUGUCUCAACAAAUAAAUUGUUCAUUCUGUUUAAAAUUCAUUACAAAUUAUAGAAAUAUUACAGAUGAUCUUAAAUUUAAAAUUGAUAAUUGCCCUGACAAAAGAUAUUAUCAAGAACUUAAACCUAAAGUUGAUAAAUUAUGCUCUAAAUCUGAAAAUAGUAGAUCUAAUACUUCUACAAAUUUAACGGAAAUUAGUAAUUUAAUAGAAACUAGUGAAUCUAAUAGCUCUAUGACUUUAAUGAAAACUAGUGAAUCUAAUAGCUCUACAACUUUAAUGGAACCUAGUAGUUUA